UGACAACUUUACAACAUCUUUUUUUUUAUUUUUAUAUAUCAUCGAGUGGAUCUUAAAGAUGCGUGGAUUAAGACUGCGCAAGGCAAAAGCGGACUUACUGGAGCGCUGCUUUGUGACUGUGGACGCAGUCUUCUCACACUGAGCGUCCUCCUACUCCAUCUUCUUCGUCUUCCCAGGGUCGAUUCGAUGCUGAAAGGAACUUGACUUCUUUGGAUUUGAUGAACAAUAUGCACAUAGUUGCAUUUCUUCCAAUAGUCGCCUAGAGAUCAAUCCCCGAUAUGGAGGCUGGCAAUCAGAGGGCUCUCCCUACCUCUAAAGAGGGUUUAAAGCAAAUAGCAGGGAAGGCUCUGGGAAGUCUGUACAGGAGGUUGGAGAAGAAGCAGCAGCAGACAGGCGAGGCCAUCGAGCUGACGGAGGACGGGCGGCCCCUGGCCGAGCAGGGCCGCAGGGGGCCCCUGUGCGACUGCACGUGUUUCGGGCUCCCUCGCCGGUACAUCAUCGCGAUGCUGAGCGGCCUCGGCUUCUGCAUCUCCUUCGGCAUCCGCUGCAACCUGGGCGUGGCCAUCGUCAGUAUGGUCAACAACCACACCGUCCACCAGAACGGAAAGAUCAUCAUUUUAGAGAAAGCCAAAUUUAACUGGGACCCCGAGACUGUGGGGAUGAUCCAUGGCUCCUUCUUCUGGGGCUACAUUGUCACCCAAAUUCCAGGAGGGUACAUUUCCUCCAGACUCGCUGCCAACAGGGUUUUCGGUGCCGCCAUCGUACUGACAUCCACCCUCAACAUGUUCAUCCCCUCCGCCGCCCGCUCCCACUACGGGUGCGUCAUCUUCGUGAGGAUAUUGCAAGGCUUGGUGGAGGGCGUGACUUAUCCAGCCUGUCAUGGCAUCUGGAGUAAAUGGGCUCCUCCAUUGGAGAGAAGUCGACUGGCAACCAUCUCUUUCUGUGGCUCCUACGCUGGAGCGGUCAUAGCCAUGCCUCUGGCUGGAAUCUUGGUCCAGUACACCGGGUGGUCGUCUGUCUUCUAUGUGUACGGAACCUUUGGCUUAAUUUGGUACAUGUUCUGGAUCUUGGUGUCCUACGAGAGCCCGGCCGAGCACCCGACCAUCAGCGAGGAGGAGCGUCGUUACAUCGAAGAGAGCAUCGGUGAAACCGCCCAGAUGUUGAGCGCCAUGGAGAAAUUCAAGACUCCCUGGAGGAAGUUCUUCACUUCCAUGCCCGUCUAUGCAAUAAUUGUGGCCAACUUCUGCAGGAGUUGGACAUUUUAUCUGCUACUCAUCAGUCAGCCCGCAUACUUUGAAGAGGUGUUUGGCUUUGAGAUAAGCAAGGUCGGAAUGGUGUCAGCGCUCCCCCACUUGGUCAUGACCAUCAUUGUGCCCUUAGGAGGCCAGUUAGCCGACUACCUGCGUACACACAACAUCAUGUCCACCACCACGGUGCGCAAGAUCAUGAACUGUGGAGGGUUCGGUAUGGAGGCCACCCUCCUACUGGUGGUGGGUUACUCUCACAGUAAGGGGAUGGCCAUCUCCUUCUUGGUGCUGGCUGUGGGCUUUAGUGGGUUUGCAAUAUCAGGUUUCAAUGUCAACCAUUUAGACAUCGCUCCACGUUAUGCCAGCAUCCUCAUGGGCAUCUCCAAUGGCGUUGGCACCCUGUCAGGGAUGGUCUGUCCUCUAAUCGUGGGAGCCAUGACAAAGAAUAAGACUCGGGAGGAGUGGCAGUACGUCUUCCUAAUUGCCUCACUGGUGCAUUACGGGGGCGUGGUGUUCUACGGCAUCUUUGCCUCCGGGGAAAAACAACCAUGGGCCGACCCGGAGGAGACCAGCGAAGAAAAGUGCGGCUUCAUCGACGAGGACGAGCUGGCCGAAGAGACAGGUGACAUCACGCAGGGUUACGGCGCCAUGGGCGGCCCGGCUAAAAGCUACGGCGCCACAGCGCAGCUCAAUGGCGGUUGGGUGCAGGACUGGGAUAAGACGGAGGAGUACGUGCAGGAACCAGCUGGGAAGAUGUACUCAGAGCGAGGCUACUCUUAGAGCAGAUGAAUCCUACGUUGCACAAAAUAACUUUAGAUAGAUGAAUCCAUUCUGUGUAUUCCACAUAGUGUAGUUUUCCAACAGAGUCCACACACUCAUCACAUCUACAGUCAGCGCACAGAAGUGCAGUGUUUUUCAACCUUUUCUGAGCCAAGGCAUAUUUUUUUCAUUGAAAAAAUCCCGAGGCACACCACCAGCAGAAAUCAUUGAAAAAUUCAACUCAGCAGCCGAUAUUGACAAUUAAAAAGACGUUUUCGCAAGUGUUGGAUAUGAAUUUAAACCUUAACCAAGCAUGCAUCACUAUAGCUCUUGUCUCAAAGUAGGUGUACUGUCACCGCCUGUCACAUCGCGCCGUGACUUAUUUUGAGUUGUUUGGUGUUUUCCUGUGUGUAGUGUUUUAGUUCUUGUCUUGCGCUCCUAUUUUGGUGGCUUUUCCUGUUUUUUGGUAUUUUCCUGUAGUAGUUUCAUGUCUUCCUUGCACUUGCUUUGUUUUCACAAUCAAGACUAUUUAAGUUGUGCGAACACUAUCCUUCUUUGUGGGGACAUUGUUGAUUGUCAUGUCGUGUACGGAUGUACUUUAUGGACGCCAUCUGCUCCACACGCUGUAAGUCUUUGCUGUCGUCCAGCAUUCUGUUUUUGUUUACUUUGCAGCCAGUUCAGUUUUAGUUUCGUUUUGCAUAGCCAUACCUAAGCUUCAAUGCCUUUUCUUAGCGGCAUUCGCCUUUUGUUUAAGCGUUAGAUACCUUUUUACCUGCACACUGCCUCCCGCUGUCUUCUGCAUAUUGUGAUCACGACAAAACAUCUACAAAGCAAUUAGCUACCGGCUGCCACCUACUGAUAUGGAAGAGUAUUACAUGGUUACUCUGCCGAGCUCUAGACAGCACAGACGCUCAAUAACGGCACAUUUGCGGAUUAUAAUUACUGGUUUGAAAAAAAUAUUUUUAACCCAAUUAGGUGAAAUUACAUAAUCUCCCACGGCACACCAGACUGUAUCUCACGACACACUAGUGUGCGGCGGCACAGUGGUUGAAAAACACUGCACUAGAGAUGUUGCAAAGCAAGAUGCAGGCCAAUGUUGUACAAAGGUUCUUAGGCACCCAAACCUCAUCAGUUUACUUGAACAACAUGAGCCACAUGACCUUGCAGUAGACCCUCACUCAAGGUCUCUCUCUCUCCGAUUGCACUGAAGUAUUUAAAAAAAAAAAAAAAAGCAGAUUACAUUGUGUUGUAUGUACUGUAUAUACCUGUAUACUGUUUCUGUGAGACUAUUGUGGAUUUGGGUCGUUGAUCUGUGUUUAUCAUUGAUAUAAAAAGGCCAUAUUUUUCAUGGACAGUACCUUUUCAGGGAGAUGUCUGCUUGCAAAAAAAAAAAAAAAAAAGGUCUCUUCCUCGUCCUAGAGCGAGGCGAGUAAUACUCCUAAGGGCGAGUGAACCUUAGGGUGCGUUUACACUUGUCAUGUUUGGUUGGGUUAAAGCUAGUUCUUAGCUCAUUCAAAAAGGGACUCAGACCAGGCGCUCUUUAAACAUAUAUUUGAGAAACUUUGGUAACACUUUAGUAUGGGGAACAUAUUCACCAUUAAUUAGUUUCUUAUUAACAUGCAAUUUAGUAACAUAUUGGCUCUUAAUUAGUCAUUAUUAAGUACUUAUUAAUGCCUUAUUCUGCAUGGCCUUAUUAUACAACCAGUAAGCCAUUAACACUUUAGUAUGGGGAACAUAUUCACCAUUAAUUAGUUGCUUAUUAACAUGCAAAUUAGUAACAUAUUGGAUCUUAAUUACCGUAUUUUUCGGAGUAUAAGUCGCACUGGCCGAAAAUGCAUAAUAAAGAAGGAAAAAAACAUAUAUAAGUCGCACUGGAGUAUAAGUCGCUUUUUUGGGGGAAAUGUAUUUGAUAAAACCCAACACCAAGAACAUACAUUUGAAAGGCAAUUUAAAAUAAAUAAAGAAUAGUGAACAACAGGCUGAAUAAGUGUACGUUAUAUGACACAUAAAUAACCAACUGAGAAGGUGCCUGGUAUGUUAACAUAACAUAUUAUGGUAAGAGUCAUUCAAAUAACUAUAACAUAUAGAACAUGCUAUACGUUUACCAAACAAUCUAUCACUCCUAAUCGCUAAAUCCAAUGAAAUCUUAUACGUCUAGUCUCUUACGUGAAUGAGCUAAAUAAUAUUAUUUAAUAUUUUACGGUAAUGUGUUAAUAAUUUCACACAUAAGUCGCUCCUGAGUAUAAGUCGCACCCCCAGCCAAACUAUGAAAAAAACUGCGACUUAGAGUCCGAAAAUACGGUAGUCAUUAUUAAGUACUUAUUAAUGCCUUAUUCUGCCUGGCCUUAUUAUACAACCAGUAAGCCAUUAACACUUUAGUAUGGGGAACAUAUUCACCAUUAAUUAGUUGCUUAUUGACAUGCAAAUUAGUAAGAUAUUGGAUCUUAAUUACCGUAUUUUUCGGAGUAUAAGUCGCUCCGGAGAAUAAGUCGCACCGGCCGAAAAUGCAUAAUAAAGAAGGAAAAAAACAUAUAUAAGUCGCACUGGAGUAUAAGUCGCAUUUUUGGGGGAAAUUUAUUUGAUAAAACCCAACACCAAGAACAUACAUUUGAAAGGCAAUUUAAAAUAAAUAAAGAAUAGUGAACAACAGGCUGAAUAAGUGUACGUUAUAUGACACAUAAAUAACCAACUGAGAAGGUGCCUGGUAUGUUAACAUAACAUAUUAUGGUAAGAGUCAUUCAAAUAACUAUAACAUAUAGAACAUGCUAUACGUUUACCAAACAAUCUGUCACUCCUAAUCGCUAAAUCCAAUGAAAUCUUAUACGUCUAGUCUCUUACGUGAAUGAGCUAAAUAAUAUUAUUUAAUAUUUUACGGUAAUGUGUUAAUAAUUUCACACAUAAGUCGCUCCUGAGUAUAAGUCGCACCACCAAACUAUGAAAAAAAUUGCGACUUAUAGUCCGAAAAAUACGGUAGUCAUUAUUAAGUACUUAUUAAUGCCUUAUUCUGCAUGGCCUUAUUAUACAACCAGUAAGCCGGUAACACUUUAGUAUGGGGAACAUGUUCACCAUUACCAACCCUAACCCUAACCCUAACCAAUUAAUAAAAAAUUAAGUCUUUAUUGUUACUUAAAAUAUGUUCCCCUCGUGUCCAAAUAACUCUAAAUUAAGUCUUUGUUACUUAGAAUAUGUUCCCCAUACUAAAGUGUUACCGAAACGGUACUUUUUGAAAGCCUAAAGAACACAAAACCUGUUCAAGCCAGAAUGUAACAUUUUGGUUUCUAUUAUUUGAGUUCCAGCUUUUUCCGCGUGUGGCGUUUGCUGUGCAGCAAGUGUGAACGCAGCCUCGGGAUCGUUGUGUGUGUCCGUUGCAUGACUUUGCUCUGAUCGAUGUCGAGCCUCCCGCUUGGUGGACGAGAAAAUAAACUUCCCGGAAUCAGACGGCGAUCUGAGACGAAUCAUUGAAGUUGGGUGUGCACUGCAAUAAACCCUGUGUAACGGCUGCUACCCGCCAUCACCUUCUGUUUUCGUAACGUAACCCCGGCUUGCUGUAUCUAUCCGUUGUUAUUGUUUUGGAGUCAUGUGAUGCUCAACGACAAGAUGUGUGUUUUGAAAACAUUUACCCGUAUCCCCAAGAAUACAGCUUUAGUGCUACUGGUGACGACUUUUGACCGUGUGGGGAAUGCAGUACUGUGUGUGGUGUGGACAACUCCUUUUGGUGUUUCUUGCUUCACGCUACUUUUAUGGAUCGGUUUCCACUCAUAAAAAGGCUCUUCCAUUUGCUACGCCUCCACCCCUUAUUUGCUGUACGAAGGAUGUUUAAGAUAUAUGAAUAUUUAAGAAUGUUUAAGAUGACCAAAAUAUAUUACGAUGGCGUGGUGCCUGAAGUCGAUGUACACAGAUAAAUGUGGUUUUAUGGAUCAAAUAUUGUGUUUAACGAAGAGGUAUGUUGAUGUUGAAAAAGUGCUAUAAAAAUGCUCAAUUUAUAUAAAAAAUGCUUCUGUG
Messenger RNA from Nerophis lumbriciformis (worm pipefish), 6008 nucleotides. RefSeq names its product solute carrier family 17 member 6a (gene slc17a6a). The record is from RefSeq and is a predicted model, not a curated record. Gene Ontology annotation, cellular component: excitatory synapse; synaptic vesicle membrane. Gene Ontology annotation, biological process: neurotransmitter loading into synaptic vesicle; regulation of synapse structure or activity; synaptic transmission, glutamatergic. NCBI's taxonomy places the organism in Eukaryota, Metazoa, Chordata, Actinopteri, Syngnathiformes, Syngnathidae. Gene Ontology annotation, molecular function: L-glutamate transmembrane transporter activity; neurotransmitter transmembrane transporter activity.